UCCGCUUCCAUAAACAAGACGACUGCCAGAGUUAGCCGCCAGUCCUGUGCGCCUCUGGGCUGAGUCUCCCUCUGAGGGAGACAGACACACUGACAGAGAAAGUGAGCAAGGGACGACAGAGUGGGAAAGUGAGAGAACAGGAAAGAGGGGAGGCAGAAGGACAGGAAAACCCAUCAGAGGAAAAGAGAGACGGACAAGAAUUGACAGAAGAGGAGGAGAAGGGAGAAGAAGAGAGAGUAAAAGACAGACUGAACUUAGUCUCUCUUCUUCUCCUCGAAGUCAUGGCCGAGAACAACACAAAUCUCUUUCUGGAAAUACUUCAGUCUUUUGAUGCUGUCCCUCUGAUCAUAGCUUUCUGUGUGUCCAUGGCGGUGGGCCUCGUCUUGGGGGCCUUGGUAUACGUGCUCUUGACCUGGAUGUCCAGACGCAGAGCAGGCUCUGCCAGCAUCACCCGCCGCCCUCCCCGCCACUUGCGCGCGUCUUCCCGCAACCGCCCAGGUUUCAACCGCAACAGCAGCUAUGACCGGCGCAGCAACAACAGUUUGGUCAGCGCUGCUUUCAGCUUCCACCGCCAGACUUCCUCCCCAGAUCACCUCGACCCGCUGGGGCACAAAUCCAGCUUCAGGGCCUCAACCUUCCACCCUCUACUUCAGUGUAGCCAAAUCGCGAGGGAAGCAGAGGAGGGGAGCCAGACCACGUUGCCUCGUACGCCAACUCUGACCACGUCAGCUGGAUCAGCCCAAACAGCAGCCCAGUCAGCUGCCACCCCACCCAGACCUGAGUCAUUUUGGGGGAACAAUGGCCUGAGAGGUUUCCAUGCUACACAGACCCCACCUCCAGCUUAUGAAAGCAUUAUUAGGGCUUAUCAGGAAACGUGCACCUGAGAGGAGUGGGAGCACCAGGCUGACGACAGC
Molecule: messenger RNA, 914 nt
Organism: Epinephelus moara (kelp grouper)
Lineage: Eukaryota; Metazoa; Chordata; Actinopteri; Perciformes; Serranidae
Gene: myct1a
Product: myc target 1a
Exons: 2
Coding region: 282-884 (200 amino acids)
Cellular component (GO): nucleoplasm
Source: RefSeq, a predicted model, not a curated record